Cladocopium goreaui is the source of this 1194-nucleotide messenger RNA. NCBI's taxonomy places the organism in Eukaryota, Dinophyceae, Suessiales, Symbiodiniaceae. The record is from the annotation of a GenBank genome assembly.
AUGGCGUUCCACAUUCCUCGUUCCGGACGGCACGCGCGGCGUAGCGCGCUGGCUGCGCUGAUUGCAAGCUUGGCAUUCUUGGCGUACAGGAGCCUUCCAUUUGUGGCUCCGAGCCAGGAGAACCGAGGCAGUUUGGUGCCCAAGUCAUCCAUGGCGCCCAAGCCCGGCAUGGUGGAGGUUGACGCCAUUGCCGACGGUCGCAUCUUCGUGUCCAUCGCCGCCUACGCCGAUCCCGAACUGCCCAACACCAUGCUGUCGUUGCUCAGCGCGGCGGAGCGGCCGGAGUUGAUCCACUUUGGCAUUGUCUGGCAAGGUCCCGGAAGUGGAUUUGCAGCGGAAGAUCUCUCUGAGCUUGCAAAGUUCUGGACUGCGGAGGUGAACGAGCGUUUCGUGACAGAUAUGCAGCUUCCACAUGGCAGUGUACCACUUUGGGAGAUGUUGGAUGGCCGUGUACGAUCCAUCCGCAUGGCUGCUGAGGACGCCCGAGGUCCAUGUUGGGCUCGAUAUUUGGCACAGCUCCUUUGGGAGAAAGAAGAGUUGCAGCUCCAGUUGGAUAGCCACAUGCGAUUUGUUCCAGGUUGGGAUACUAAAGCCCGUGACGAGUUGAAAUUCUGCAGUCAGAGUUCCGAGAAACCCAUCUUGUGCUCCUAUGGCGCGGGCUACUCCCUCGGCACACCAUAUUGGGAGACUCCAAAGGGCUCCAGCCAGACGAGUGUGAACUGCGCCAACACCUUUGAUUCUGACGGCAUUCUCCUGAUCAAAGCAAGAGAAUUGAAGGCUCCACUGGACGAGCCAAGGAAGCACUACUUCUGGGGCGCGCAGUUUUCCUUCUCCUCGGCGGACGUCCUCUGUGAAGUGCCCUAUGAUCCGCAGCUGCAGAUGGAGCUCUUUGCUUCACUUCUCAAGGUCCGCUCUUUCUGGGUUUUAGCUGAGUCCCAGUGCCGCGUUCUGUCGCAGUUGGAAAGCGGCAGAGCCGUGGCCGGCACGGAGAGAUGGCCCCUUCCAGGUGGUGGUGUGUCCAACCCUGAGAAGGACCACUUCAGUCUGGGCACGCACAGAACUUUGGAGGACUAUCAGGUGGCGGCUGGCGUCAACUUCCGAGAGAAGCGAUUGGAGGCUCGAGCUUUGCGUGGAGGUGAUAACCAUCACAGAGAAGAUGAUUUCAAAGAGGCCAUGGUUCUGCCACCUGGCUGA